AUGCCUAAUCAAACUCGUCAUAGUCUUGCUGCUAGACCUAAAUUAACAACCACCUUGUGGGAAGAUGAAGGAACUAUCUGCUACCAAGUGGAUGCCAACGGUAUCUGUGUUGCCAGACGUCAAGACAAUGAUAUGAUUAAUGGUACCAAACUAUUAAAUGUAGCCGGCAUGUCUCGUGGUAAACGUGAUGGAAUUUUAAAGAACGAAAAAGGUCGUGUGGUAGUCAAGGUGGGAGCAAUGCAUUUAAAGGGUGUUUGGAUUACAUUUGCUCGAGCGAAAUUAUUAGCAGCGCAAUACAAGAUUCAAGAAAUUCUGUAUCCCUUAUUUGUGGAUGACCCAAGUGUAUUUCUUUAUGCAACAGCCUUGCACAACCCCAUGGCUUCUAGUAGAAUGAAUAAUCUCAAUGGGUUUAGAUCUCAGGCUCAUUUUAAUAAUAGUUCCUAUACUGGUACCACUACAAAUACAUGGGAUCGUUCUUCUUCAAAUACUUCUUCAGCGCCAUCAAAUGAUAAUACUAUUUCGGGUAAGUUGUUAUAA
Mucor mucedo is the source of this 537-nucleotide messenger RNA. Its product is annotated as transcription regulator HTH, apses-type DNA-binding domain-containing protein. The coding region runs from base 1 to 537 and encodes 178 amino acids. Lineage: Eukaryota; Fungi; Mucoromycota; Mucoromycetes; Mucorales; Mucoraceae. Gene Ontology annotation, cellular component: nucleus. The record is from RefSeq and is a predicted model, not a curated record. Gene Ontology annotation, molecular function: DNA-binding transcription factor activity; sequence-specific DNA binding. The transcript has 3 exons. Gene Ontology annotation, biological process: positive regulation of transcription by RNA polymerase II.